Coregonus sp. 'balchen' is the source of this 2007-nucleotide messenger RNA. The record is from the annotation of a GenBank genome assembly. NCBI's taxonomy places the organism in Eukaryota, Metazoa, Chordata, Actinopteri, Salmoniformes, Salmonidae.
AUGAGCAUCCACAUCGGACACAAGCAGUUCAUGUGCCAGUGGUGUGGCAAGGACUUCAACAUGAAGCAGUACUUUGACGAGCACAUGAAAACACACACAGGUGAGACACACAGUGAACACACACCUGUUUACACUCACACACUCACUGAGGAAUUUGAGUGUGACACAAACGUGCAAUUACAAAGCACAUCCUCAAGGACUUAUUCCUAUAAAAGCCUUAACUUUUUCCUGUCAUAGAAAUGUUUGAAACCAAAUAUUCAGAAACUAUUCUUCCAAUAAUGUUAGAAGCCAGACGUCUUCAUUCUUAAACAUUCGGAAAUGCUCCCUGACCAUAGCCAUCCCAUUUACUGGAGAGUGCAUGGCCUUCAGUCUUGAUCCCUAGUCAGCCAGUGAUUCUCCGUAGAUGCUCUAUAAAAGGAAAGAAACAGGGCGUCCCAAGACGAGCAGUACCGAGACCUCGCCCAGUCUAUAUAAUGAGAGGUGGUGCCUCUCCUCCAUGUCUACUUAUAAUGACUACCCUGACACAUGCUAUAUUACAUCUUACGUUUUCUCCCCUGCCACUUUUCUCCUUUCCAAAGCAAAACAUAGGGACCAGGCCUUGUUCUUUUUCUGUCUUUUUUAUUUAAUUUCUCCCUCCCUAGUGUGGGUGGAUUCCCUGCACUCUGCCCUGGUGGUUCUUUUUGUAAGUUGUAAUUAUUUUACCCCUCUCCUCUCCCGGCCGCCGCUGACCAAUUUAGCCUCCUGUGGUCGGAGACACACCCAGUGAUGCCUUGGCACACACUUCUUCUUCUCCUUCUUGUUCUCUUCUCCUUCUUCUUCUUCUGCUUCCUCCCCCCAAGGUUGAUCCUUUCCUCUGGAACGUACCUACUUCACGAAAGUUGCAGAACAUUAACAAAAGGCUCCAGUAUAAUUUGUCACAAUUAAAUUAUUCGCUGUCAUACUGUAAAUGGUUUACCGGAGCCUCUCAGAAAACAUGUAGCUCAGAUUAAAGCCGAGAGAUGCUUUGAGUAUGCUGUGAAUGAGUGUACGGGGGUGGUAACGGGCACAUUGAAUGAAAGGUUAAUGAGAGCAGCUCUCGAAUGGAGAUCCGCUGUUCAUUUUCACAUCUCCUCUUAUCCCAAUGUGUGAACUGGCAUCGCUGCCUGCUGAGUGGGUGGGUUGACAGCAAUGACCCCUAAAACUCUCCUACAUUGUCUGAGUGAAAAGUUAACUUCUUCAUGUAGUUCAGAGAGGUUUAAUUAGCGCAGGACAAGUGUUGCCAGGUGGUAUAUUAUUAUUUUCAUGCGUGAAGUUCUGUGACGUGUGAAAGUUAAACUAAUUAGGGUGAUCUAGUCCCUGAAUCUCCUAUCUAUCCCCUCUCUCUCUCUCUCCUUUCUCUCUGUCCCUGGUCCCUUGCAGGAGAGAAGCCGUUCAUCUGUGAGAUCUGUGGGAAGAGCUUCACCAGCCGACCCAACAUGAAGCGCCACCGCCGCACCCACACAGGAGAGAAGCCCUACCCCUGCGAUUUGUGCAGCCAGCGCUUCCGCUUCUCCAACAUGCUCAAGGCCCACAAGGAGAAGUGCUUCCGGGUCACCAGCCCUGUGACCCUGCAGGCCAGCGGCCUCCCCCUACCUCUCCACCUCUCUGCCAAUGCCUCCUCCUCCUCUGGCCCCGGCCCGGGCCUUGCCCCCUCAGCUGCCACCACCUCCGCCCCUCUGGGCCUCAGCCCGGCAGGGGGGGCUCUUCCCCCACGCACCCCCGUGGGACACGCCACCUUCUCCCACCUGCACUUGUCCCCCUCUCACCAUCUCCCUCACCACCACACGUCGCAACAGCAGCAGCACCACCCCGGCACGCCCCUGCAAGCGCCCCCUCUCCCCCACCACCACCUUGCCUGUGCCCCCUGUCUCCCCUCCCCCCGCCCUCUUCAAGAGCGAGCCCCUCAACCACUGUGGGCAGGAGGACAGCAGCUACCUGCGCUACAUGGCACCGCAGGACAAGGGCCCCGGGGCCCCCCAGCAUCACUGA